Molecule: messenger RNA, 17145 nt
Organism: Rattus norvegicus (Norway rat)
Lineage: Eukaryota; Metazoa; Chordata; Mammalia; Rodentia; Muridae
Source: RefSeq, a predicted model, not a curated record
CCUGCCUUUGCCUCCUGAGCUCUGGGAUUAAAGGCUUUUUAAAGGCAUUCAAUCACACACACACACACACACACACACACACACACACACACACACACACACACACACACUCUCCUGCUUGUCUCUGGUUGUCCCAUUGCCUAUUUAUCUGUCAUUGAUCUGUCACCUUGUCAGCACUGUACCUUUAUCCAGGAAUGUGGAUUGGCGGUUGCAGACAGGGAUGUGGUUGGUGGUUGCAGAUAGGAAAUUUGAUGGGUAAGUCUGAAAGGACAUUUGAUGGGUAAGUUUGAAAAGCAGUGAAAAUAAGUGGGAAACUCAGGAGGCUUCACGAUUCGGCACUGUUGAUGGGUGGGCUGGUCACUCAUAGUGACACAUUGAGAGCCUGAGCCAGUGAAGGGAGAUGAAGUCAGUGAACAACCAGUGUACAAGUGCGUAUACACACGGCCAGUCUGAAUCUUCGCGUGCUCUUGGGUGCCCAAGUGAACAGAAAUCGAAGCAAUAUCACGGACUACACAGAAGUAGAUAUCCCUCUGUGGAGGGAUUGGACAGCUAUAUUAAUCACCCGACCAACAGGUCUGUCUGCAAUGUGACCUUCACAUUCCUCUCAUAGCAAAGAAGAAUCACCUUCCUUUCUGCCCAGUCUGGGUUGGCUUACUCACUGAGCAGUGCAAUGAAAUGGAAAAGUUUCUCUGGGAUUUGCAAAGCUGGGUAACCUGCUGUAAGGGAACAUUUCCCUGGUUCUCUUUCCCAGUUGUGUAUCCAUUGAGCCUUAAUUUUUAAGCACCCACUGAGUGUUGAGCAUACUUUUUUCCCUUUGAGAAGGGCAGGACAGUAAACACUGCUCACUUUGCUUCUGAUCCCUUUAGGCAACAGUGAAUCUUGGGAGACUUUGCCAGACCUGUUCAUCCAGAACUGAUUCAUUUUUCAAUAGAGUGAUGCUAGUUUGGAUUGUGAACUUGGCUGGAUUGAGGAACACCUAGAGGAUGGGUAAACAAUCUUUGGGCAGUGACAGAGUGUUUGCUGAGCAGAUUGCUAUGUAGGUCAGUGAACCAAGAGGGGAGAUAUGGACGGCACUACCCAGUAGACUGGAGGUCUGACGGGACAAGAAAGGAGGAGGAGGAGGAAGGACAGGAGGAAGAGGGGGAGGAGGAGAAAGAGGAGGAGGUUGGACGUUUGUACACUGUCUUCCCAGACUUGAGUAGGUCCGUUUGUGUUGCUGCUGUUGCCCAUGGAUAUGAUUCCAGAUGCUUCAGCCUUUGAGAAUGGGCUUAGGGUUUCUCCUGGGUGUCUUCAGGCCUUUAGCCUCAGACUGGAAAUGUGUUACUGGUUCCCUUUGAGCUUCCAACUUCCUGGACUAAGUCAGUUCCCAUCUAUAGAUCGCCACUGUGGGACAGCUUAGAAACUGUGUUAGCCAAUCAAACAUUAAUAAAUGUACUCUCAUAAGUAAUAUAUAGAACUUAUAUAAUAUGAUAUAUAUAACAUAUAUAAAUAUAUAUAACUUAUAAGAGUAUAUUUAUUAAAUUAUAUGUAAUAUAUGCAAUAUAUAUUCUACUGAAGAAACUGAGUAAUAAAUUAUCACUAUAAUUUAUUCAGCGAGUCAACCAUUGAUGGGUGUUGUUAGCUUAUUAAAAGGCAGCUAUAGAGAGACAAGUUGGAGCGGCUUGGUCUGACCUUAGGCUGGACUGUAUUUCUGCACUGAGAGUGCGCUCUUGUAAGCCCACAUGUGUGGAUGACCAGAAUACCUACAGAAGAAGACAGAAUGCAGAUCCCUUACAUGGGCAGGGAUAAAGAAUUGGCUUUAGCAUUCUUUGUUAAUUAGUUUAUGUGGCAUGCGAAUUAUUUACUAUAGAUUUGAUAUAAUUAACUGCUUUCAUCUUUCAUUUGUUGGCUGAGUAUGUGGAAUGAGAAUAUUGUAGAGAAUUUUAAAAAGGUCCCGUUAAUAGGGUUAAUUUUUAAAAAGCUUAGUAAAAGAAAUCAUUUACUCUAGAAAAGGCAGACCUGGUCUCUGGGAAUAUUUAAAUUGGAAAUUGAAAAUCAUUUCUUUUAGGGGAAUACACUUAAAAUUAAAUUUUCUCUUUACAUAGCCUGACAUGGUCAUUUAAGUUAGUAGUCCCAAUCUUUGAUAUUUAAAACAAAUAUACCAAGCCCAUUAUCCUUGGAAACAAGAUACCACUUAGACACGUUCUGUUCAGCCUCAUUCCUUAGAUGCUGACUUUUACUGACUUCUUUUAUAAAGCUUCCAGGUACUUGUUCCUCUUGCAGGAGUCUGACGCAACAAACAGCUGAUCACAGUUCCCUUCUGCUUCUGUGGAACUCUGGUACACAGUCCAAUCUGUUGGACCGCUGGCCUUGAACUCACAGAGAUCCUCUUGCCUCACCUGCCCAAGUGCUGGGAUUAAAGUCUGGUCCAGCUGCAACGUUGUCUCUUAAUGUUCCCUACAGAGCCGCACAGUUAUUAACUCCCAACUUAACGCUCUGGAUCUUGGCUAACUGUUACGUUUUAUCAUAGACUCUCUUCUGAGAUACUCUAACUGCUGCUCAGCACAACACCCUUCCUUCCGCUACCCUGAACCAACUCUCUGUCUGCUUUCACGCUCUCUCACAUUAAGCGACUAUGUCUCUCCCGCCUCCCCUCUUAUCCCAACCUUCUCGGGAAAUCUUCCAGCUCUAUCCUGUAACCAAAUCAUCUGAUUACAGCCCUCCACUAAUUAUUUUCCAAGGCUCUUCAAGAAAACAGGACCGCAAUCACCUGACCCAGAGCAGCCAAUCAAGUUAGGACCCUUCCCUGCUAUCUGACUGGAGGACCCAGAACUACUCCCUCCCAUCAAGACCCUCCUCAGCUGGAAAACUCCUGCCCUAUGUUUUUUUUUUUUUAAUACCCUCUCAGAAUUAGGAUUUUUUUUUUAAUGCACAAAGAAUUCCCAGCUUCCCUCAUGGAAUAUGGAAGUCAUCCAAGUAUGAGGAUGGCCAAAAUGCCUACAGAAAUCGGGACUUGGCCCUUAUAGGGGUGGGCAUGACUUCUGUAGUCACAAGGGAAGCUGGGGAAUGUAGUCUUUAGCAGGAAACUAUCAGAUCUUUAGGAUUCCUAUCUCCAACCCAAACUUAGUUACUACAGUGAUUUGUUCUACAUUCCGGUGAAUAUUCACGUGAAGCUGUCUAAAGAAUAAAUGAGCUGGCGGGGUGGCUCACUGGUUAAACACCCCCUCAUCCCCCCCUGAUUUCUCAGAACACUCAGGUUUGGUACCCAGCACCCAAAUGGCAGUUCGCAGCUGUUUGUAACUCUAAUUCCUGCGAAUCCAAUGCCCUCUUCUGGCCUGCCCAGUCAUCAGGCAUGCAUACAAUGCAUAGACAUACAUACACACAUGCCAAAUACCCAUACACAUAAAAAUAAAGUUUAAAAAGGAAUAUUAGGAAUGAUAUACGUAGGCGUAUUUUUGUGAGUGAUUAUUCUCUUUAUUUUUAUUUUAUUUUAUUUUUGUGGAGGAAUUGGUUAUUUCAAAAUGUCUUGUCAAUAUUCAGUAUCAAAAGAGUUGCACUUACUGAGUUCUUUUUCUCCGGUUGGAGGAGAGUACAAACAAGCCAGGAACCUUCAGGGUGCCCACCUAACAGGUAGAGAAGAAACCUCCUGAACAUGGCAACUGGGUGGGGACACUUGAAAGAUCAGCAUACCACUAGCCCACAGACUGCAAAGAGUUCUCACAGCCAGUGGGUUGGCCAAGGUAACCCAACUGUCUCUUUAUUUUAUAAUGAGUGCGUUUCAAUGUUGCUUUCAGGUUUCUCUUCCAAUAUCUUAUGCAAAUGCAGCCACACGGUGCUGUUUUGGGGGGCAAUGCCCAUGUUAACUGCUAACUCCAAUAACAUUCUAGGGAUAGAAUAUAGUUUGGCCAUAAUACAAUCUUUCUCUUUUCCUCUCAUUCUAUGCCUUUAACUUUGAGGUAGAGCUUAAUUAUAUACCCCAGGCUGGGCUGUAACUCAUAAUUCUCCUGCCUCAGCCAUAUACAACACCAUACAUAAGUAUGUAUGUAUGUAUGUAUGUAUGUAUAUAUAUAUAUAUAUAUAUAUAUAGUGAAAUUAUCUAGGUUGUCACCUCUCUCUCAGAAAGAGAGAGGGACAGAGACAGAGAGAAACAGAGAACAGAGAGACAGAAAUAAAGACAGAGAGACACAGAGGGACAGACAGACAGAUAGACACAAAUUAUGUGGGGACUAGUGGUGUAGUCUGUAAUUCCAAUGUCUUAGGAGACUGAGUCAGGAGGAUUGCAAAUUGGGCAAUGGUACUGAGUUCAAAAUCCAUCUUGGGCAACUUACUGAAACCCUAUCUCAAGAUAAAAAGUGAAAGGGGGCCUGGGACUGCACAGUGUCAGAGCACUCUCUAGCACAGAAGAAGGCCUGGCAUUUAACCCCCAGCUCCGUCAUAUUCCUAAUUACACUACAACUACUCUCUUGCCAAAAUAUACUUUACCACCCUAUAAAUAACUGAUGGUUUUGAAUCCUCAUUCAGACUCUGGGUUUUGCUGCCGUGAAGUGAAGGAGCUGAAUUCUCGGUAGCUCACUGUUGUCUUAGUUCUUAUCUGAGAAACUCCCGGCUCUAACUGCACCAUUAAUUCUUGUCAAAGUAUUGAGUUACAUUGUGUGAGCUUUGGAAGGACGACAUGAAAGAAAAAGGAAACUGAAGGAUCAUAAAGUUAAUGUGAUCUCUUUAUGUGAAAAAGGCAGAAGGUGAGUCCCUCCUGGUGGUAAACCUUGGUAACUCAGCCGAUAAAACACCAUCUGUAAUUGGUUCUUUAAAAAGGAAGAGACCCUGAUCUCUACAUGUAGCUAAAGACAGAUUUAGGUCAAGGGCAGCCAAAAUGAAAAGGAGGUUCUCACCAGAAGUACAGUUUUGUUUGCUUGAGAUAGGCUUUUGUUUAGACCAGGAUGGCCUCAAACUCCUUAAGUAGGCAAGGAUGACUUUGAAAUAUUCCUCCUUCUGCCUCUACCUCCCGAGUGCUGGGAUUACAGACAUGUGCCAACUUGCCCGGCAUCUCAUAGGUGCAUUUCAAUGUGCUUUGUUUUUGAAACUUUGCAAAAGACUAUUGAAACUUUUAAUGUUUCCACAAAUGCACAGACAUCAACAAUGUAGCCAUUUUAUAGAUGUUUUUAAAAUGUAUGCAAAAAGAGAUCCAAGUCAUCUUGCUGAAUGACUGAUUCGCUAAGUGGCCUCCAUCCACCUGUUUGUUCUGAGUAUUUCUUGUUAGUAAACUGGGUUCGAUGUGUCAUUGGAACUGAAGACAGAGGAGGAGCCCACCCAUCCCCCUUUAAGAGGGCAGCUUCUACACAUGCUCUCUGUGAAGGCAGGGCAACGCUUGGUCAGACAAUAAUGGGAAGACAUUUUCAAUAUGAUGGGGUUCUUCCCCAUCUUCAGUGGCUCCUGUACUCAUUGAGAACGCAACCCAAAGUUUGCCUUGGUGUUUUUCUUUUUUCUCUUCUCCUCAUCUCUCAUCCCUCCCCCUGCCUUCCUUCCCUUUUUGUCUUCCUGUGGCCUUUUAAAGUAGGUGUCACCAUGUAGCCUGGUGGCCUCAGACUUGCUAUCUCCCCUCCCCCCACAUGCUGCGACUGCAAGAUGCCCAGUGCUGUGCUGACUUGAUUUGCUUGUUUGUUUGUUUUCAUUCAUAUAAGGGAGGUAAGUAGUGGUAGAUUUUGUUUGAAAGGAAAUAGUGUGUCCAUGUAGGUGCUUUCGACAGAUGUGAGACAGACAGCGGACAUAGGGAAACACAGGCAGCCUUUGUAUACCCAUGAUGAAUUACUAACUCUGUAGUAAAACACUGUCUUCUCGGAUGCGGGGUCAAAUUAGGGAUAAAGUGAGUAGAAUUACUCUCUUUAAUUGCAAUGCUGCCCAUGAAAUGCAUUUAGCUAAAAAAAAAAAGUCAAGUUUUAAUGCUCCAUAUUCUCAAGUAAUUACUGUAAGGGAAAGUUCAGUUAAAGUGCCAUGUGAUUUAUAUGUGGUGGUAUAUAAUGCUAUGUUACGUCUAUCUAAGGAAAAGGUUUGAAAGUUGAAGCAGGAGAUGGACUUGGCCACCAAGGCAGUCACUUGAGAGAAUUUAUAAUGAUAAGAUCCCAGCAUUAGUGGAAUGUUGGUAUUUUUGUGUUCCUACGAUCAAUACCAGAGAGAAACUUCUGGAACAACAGAUUGCUUUUGGCUCCUGGUUUCAGGGUUUGGUCCAUGGUUGGUUAGUCCCCUGUUCCUAGGCUGGACAUCAUGGUGGUAGCAGUAUGUGGUAGAUGAGAGCUGGUCUCUGCCUGGCUAAACUAGAAGCCAAGAGUGACAGCGAGAGGUAAGGAUACCACACCCCAAGGCCCUGCCCCCAGUCCCUGCCCCCCAGUCCCUACCUUCUUCAGCUAGGCUCCCAAUUCUAAAGUUCCUAGAAUCUCCCAAAAAAGUUUUAUUUGGGAACACACACACACACACACACACACACACACAGAGACAGAGAGACAGAGAGAUAGAGAGACAGAGAGACAGAGACAGAGACAGAGAGAUAGGGGAGGGAGGUGCAAGAUGUGUAAAUAUGUUUGUGUGAUGUGUGUUUACAUGUUUGCAUGUGUGAAUGUGGGCACAUUCAUUCCUGUGAUGGACUGCACCCUCUCAAACUGUGGGAGCUGCUGCCCCAGGAUGAAGCAACGUGUGUGCUAAUGGACAUUUGUGGAGAUCAGAGGACAACCUUACAGGUUGGUCCUUACACUCUUCCUUAUUUUGAGUCAGGGCCUCUUUGCCUCUUUGUACACCAGGCUGUCUGGCCUAUGAGCUCCUAGUGACUCUGCCUCCCAGCUUCCUGUAGGAAUGCUGGGAAUAUAGAUGUCCACUCUUAUGGCUGGUUUUACUUGCGGGCUGAGGAUCUGAACUCAGGUUCUCACACUCGUGUGGUGAGUGCUUCACUCACUUAGCCACCUCCCCAUUCCAAAAGCCAACCAGCCGACCAACCAAACCCAACCUAUAUGAGCUGUCAAUCUUUCAGAGCACAAUUUAAGUUUUGGGCUGUGACUGCCACAUAACUGUAUGCGGAGCUGUGAAAAGCUUGGCUAAGGUUUCUGGGUGCACAAUGCAUAAACACUAAUUCAAAAUUAAAUGCAAAAUAGAUCUGAUUCAUGUGCAACAGCUCUCUCCCAUGUCGGCUGUAUUAUUCCACGCCACUGCUCCCUGGGUCCGAACACCUGUGCUGUCACCCCCUGCACGACAAGUUUAGAGUCUAGACUGUUGUAUGCUGUCAGCUGCAGUAGCUUUGCUGUGCAUACACAUUUUCUACUCUUGCAGAAACAACCCAAUUUGGUUCCAGGAUAUAGCGACUUUUAAUAUUGCUCUUCCAUUACUGCUCUGCGUAUGACUAUGCAGUGCUUGUACCUUUAGCUCAUACUGUGUUAGAAUGAUGGACUUGAGCAUCAUAAAGCAUCCUUUUGAAUCAGUUUUGUCUUGGAAUUCAGACAGAUUUAAAAAAAAAAAAAAACGUCGAAAUUGUCCUCAACACGACCUGUCAUUUUUGUCCUACCUAUGUAAGUCAAGCAGUGUUCUCAGCACUGAUGAUUACAAAAUCAAAGCGCUAAUCAAUGCAGACAAACACGAGAUACUCUGUGUCCUGCGGUACCAAGUAGUCAAUCAAAAUUUAAUUCUUCAUGCAAAAUAAAUGAUCCACUCCAUUGUAUGCAAAUUUGCUUUUUACCUCUAGCAAAUGGUAAAAUUAUGUGUAGACCAAAGCCUUGUUUUAAAGUAAGGUGAUUUAUGAUUUAUUACCAGUAAAAUGAUUGACACCUCACCAUAGGUAAGAGCUGGGAGUGUCUGAGAAGUUUAACUGAGGCAGGAGUUGUGGGCUUUGUUCCCUGGUUUGGGGUCUUGGGUUGAACAAAGAGGUGGGGUUGGAGCGUUGCAGCUGAGGGCUUGCACCCCUGAUUUCUGGACUGUACUCUCAAACUGUGGGAGCUGCUCCCCCAUGAUGGACUGUACCCUCAAACCGUGGGAGCUCUUCUCCCCUGUGAUAGGCUGUACUCUCAAACUGUGGGAGCUGCUCCCCCAUGAUGGACUGUACCCUCAAACUGUGAGAGCUGCUUCCCCCAUGAUGGACUGUACCCUCAAACUGUGGGAGCUGCUCCCCUGUGAUGGACUGUACCUUCAAAUUGCGAGCCAAAGGAAAUGCUUCCUUCCCCCUAUCCCCAGGCGUAUUUGUGUCCAGUAUUUGGUCACAGCACUGGAACGAGUAACUGGUUACAACAUGCUGUAAAUAUAUGAUGCCUAUUAUAACUAAAGACAAGUGGGAAACAUAUAUACCUUAGAAGAACAGAGCCUGAAGUCUCCUGAUGGUGGAGAGUAUAUUGACUGUUAACUCAAGGCUUCAGAGCUUGUAAGCAUGUCAGACUGGCAGAGCAGGAACGUUUUGAUCAAGGAGAGAAGUUGGUUGGUGUUGGAAAGCUGUCCAGGUCUGUGGACUCUGGGGCUUCAAUCUAACUCAGUGGGAAAGAUGUUCCCUCCUACAUCCAUCCUAAGAAGGCCCAAUCUUAGCUGUUUUGAGGCUCCUUGAGAAGUUCUGAGGUCACCAUAGAGCUUUUCCCACGUGCCUGACAGUGAAGCAAGAGUUCCCAGGUCACGUCUUUUAGCAAGCACAGGCAUUUGGAUGAGUAGAAACAAGUCUCUGAGCUUGUUCGGAAUUAAAUUGGGUUGUGCUUUUCUGGCAAAGGCAACUUAAAGGAAGAAAGGUUUGUUUUGGCUCAUGGUUUGAUGGUACACAGUCAUCAAAGCAGGGACAAGUGGGGUGAGGGGCACGUGAGCCACCCGAUCACAUGACAUUCACAGUCAGGGAGCAGAGAGAUGAAUGCAGUUGUUCAGCUCACUUUUUCCAUAAAAAAUAGAUGUAUUGUAUUAUUAUUGUUAUAUGUAUGAGUGUUUUGCUUGCAUGAUGUAUAUGUAGUGUUGUUGUACUCUGUGCCCAGGAAGGUCAGAAGAAAGUAUCAUACCUCCUGAAACUUGAGUUACAGAUGAUUGUGAAUUGGUGCUGGGAACCAAACCUAGGUCCUCUGCAAGAAUAGCACAUGCUCCUAACUGCUGAGACGUCCCUCCAGCCCUCUUUCCUUCCCUCCAGCCCUCUCUCUUCCCUGCCUUUUCACCUUCCUUCCUUUCCUCCCUCCUCUUCUUCCUCAUCCUCUUCCUCCUCCUUCUCCUCUUCUUCCUCCCUCUCCCUCUCCCCCCCCCUCAUUUCAGUCACCCACACUCAGGGUGGACUUUCUGCCUCUGUUUGAAUCUCUCUGUGCGCACCCUCCUAGACAUACCCAGAGCUGUGUCUCCUAAGUUUGGUCAAGUUGUGGUGAGGAUUAGCUGUCAUAGGCACUUAGUUGAGCUUCUUCCUUGGAUAGUUCAGGUAUGUUGGUCUGUGCUGGAAACUUCAAUCUUCCUCUUUUAAAAAGUAGCCCAGGGCUGGGGAUGUAGCUCAGCAUAAGCCCUUACCUCACCUCAUGUGAUGGAUGCCUGGCCUCCAUCUCCAGCAUCUAUGGAAAAGAAAAUAGUGGCCUGGUGAGUUUUAGUGUCAGAGGAAGUUUAAGAAGGCUGCCUCGGACAAAAGGGCAGCUCUCUCUCUCGCCUCUGCAAAAGGAAGCUGAUGUAAUAUUUAACCAACAAAGAGGGGGCAGCUACUCGGACAAAGUCUAUCCAGGAAAAGAACAAGACCAGAGUUUCUGUUUGGAGGAGGAAGAAGUUCACCGGUCUGUUUGGAAAUUGUAUAGUCAGUCAUAAAAACCAGAUAACAUCUUUGGUGAUCAGCCUGUCUUUUUUACACCAGCUUGGGUUUGGUUGCCAAACAGGGUAGGUUCAGAAAGACAGCUGUUUGCCUCACCUUGGAGACCAGGAACUAUACAGCCACCAGAGACAGGGCCUGAAGCCUGUGUCCAGGCAACAUCUCACAACAUCUGAUGUUCACACCAUCAGAUGUGUGCCAGCAGCAUGGCAUGGCACACAGAAACUAGUCCCGGGGUGUUCUCUCCUUCCCAUCACUAGUGUAUUCCCCAGAUGCAGAGAGCCAGGAAAACAUGGGUCCCAGGCCAGGGCAUAACAAGGUCUCAGAGCCAUGUAGAGAGCUGACAUUAAGGACUAAGUACUGAUGUGGCUUGAGUUGACACCAAGGUGGUGUGUUACUCAUCCGCUGAAUUCCUGCAUCAAUGGCAUGUGGAAGUCAGGCCUUUGGGGCAUAAUUGGGAACAGAUGAGGUGGUCAGGGUGAGGCCCAGGAUGGCGCUAAUGUCUUUCUGAGAGGAAGAGAGAUGUGCUGGACUGUAGUGUCCUCAUCAGAUUGGGGCUGGGGAUGGGACAGAAAGAUCUUCACUAGAUGCUGAAAUUGGCCCCAGAAACCUCCAGAACUGUGGGGGUGGGGAACCUCUCUUUUCAAUGCAAACAACUUAGUCUGUGGUUCCCUGUUAGAAAAGGCCUAAGAGAUUUGUCAUCCGAAGUGGAAUUCCUUAUAUGGUUAAGACAGAAAAUACAGUGUAUGAACCUGCUUCUGAGCCAUCCCACAAGGACUCCCUCCAUAUUGCACUGCCAUUCGCACACACCUUGCUUUGGUAGGACAGAACCAGGACCACAGCACAUUGCCAUGAGUGACUAUAGAAAAAGCACCUUCUAACAUGACAGUCUCUGUUUCGGCCAUCAUCGUUGUCAUCAUCAUCAUCGUCAUCACCACUACCAUCAUCAUCAUUAAAUUAUCCUCAUAAUCACCAUCAUAAUGAUAAUAAUAUCAUCAUCACCACCACCAUUAUUAUUAUCAUAUGUCUGGAUGAACUUAAAAUAGAAGGACAGCUUACUAUUGUUUCGUAAAACAGAGACACCCCCCCCCACUUUCUGAAAACCUACAACCAAACUUCAGGCAUCGUUUCUUAGACCUUUGUUCUUCUAAACAAAGUUCGGCCCUGUGUCUGUUAUACUCUGUUAACCACGGAAGCCCAAAGGUCCUCCUCUAACUAACCCGAGCCUGCAUUCCCUGCUCCCACAGUCUGUUUCCUCUCACGUUGGACAGUUGUGGAGGAGCCAUGGAGCAGAGCAGUAAUCGCCCAGAGGACUUCCCGCUUAACGUGUUCUCCGUCACUCCGUACACACCCAGUACCGCCGACAUCCAGGUGUCCGACGACGACAAGGCGGGGGCCACCUUGCUUUUCUCAGGGAUCUUUCUGGGACUGGUGGGGAUCACAUUCACUGUCAUGGGCUGGAUCAAGUACCAGGGUGUCUCCCACUUUGAAUGGACCCAGCUCCUCGGACCCAUCCUUCUGUCGGUCGGAGUGACAUUCAUCCUGAUCUCUGUGUGCAAAUUCAAAAUGUUAUCCUGCCAGUUGUGCACAGAUAACGAGGAAAGGGUCCUGGACUCGGACCAGACUUCCGGAGGACAGUCGUUCGUUUUCACCGGCAUCAACCAGCCCAUCACCUUCCACGGGGCCACCGUGGUGCAGUAUAUCCCUCCUCCUUAUGGUUCUCAGGAGCCCCUGGGAAUGAACACGACCUACCUGCAGCCCAUGAUGAACCCUUGCGGUCUCGUACCUUCUAGCGGAGCAGUGGCUGCCACACCGAGUCCCCCACAGUACUACACCAUCUACCCUCAAGACAAUGCUGCGUUUGUGGAGAGCGAGGGCUUCUCUCCUUUCGUGGGUGCUGGUCAUGACAGGUAUGCUGGGUCCCGGGCUGCUCCCCACCCCUCUCCCGUUCUGCAUCACAGUUAUGGUCUAUGGCUAUGUUUGGACUUCCAAGCAGGCGAUAGGGACCGUAAACCUUUGUGCAGCCUGCCACGCAGAGUGGCAGCAAUGUAUGUUGGCGAGUACACCCGUGUUCCCUGCUCAUGUUUCAGGCCCAGUUCUGAUGCAGACCAGCUAGAAGGGACGCAGAUGGGAGAGGAGGAACGUGUGUGCUUCUCUCCUCCCCCCUAUGAGGAGAUAUACGCCCUACCUCGCUAGAGACUGCAAAGCUGUGGGAACGGACAUUUCAGCCCCGUGACGUGAUACUUGGAGAGUUUUCUGCUGUAACCUUCAGAAGUUAGAUGCCAAAGCAGCCCAGGCGAUCUUACAGAUGUCAUUCAAGGUGGGAAAGAAGUGUCCCGAGGUUGCUAAAUUAAGCUGCCCUGGGUAAAUUCCCCUGUGCUCCAGUUUUGAAUCCUCUGCAUCUGGUAGAGUGAUUGUGGAGCAUGCGCAAUGCCUUGGGUUCGAUCUUGAGAGGCAGAAAACAAAAACGAAAACAAGACCUCUCUAAGUAAAGUGCAGGAAGAAAGUUCGCCCGUUUCCCCCAUCCCCCACCCUAUAUCCAUUUGAAGGUAUUAGUGUCUUAGUUUUAUCUGCAAUCAUGGCAGCUUUCAGACUGACGGAAGGAGGCUGGUAAGCAAGCAGGGAAGAGAAUAGGUUCAGGGAGAAACUUCCCUGCCCCAUGCUGGACCUUCCACAGCGGAGUGAAUUAUCCCAAACAACUUGGGCUGUAAUCUGGUCUCCCUUUGGAUCUUAAAAACUCUGUAAAAAAGAAAUAACGAAAUCUCUUGAGAAAUAAAUGAAUAAACAGAGUGGGGUAAAACAAUUCCUCGCGUUAGAAUAGCGUUGGAUGGCCGAUGAGACUGUGGAAGAGGUAACAGGAAGAUAGUGUAUAAGUCCGUAUGCCGUCACCGAGUUGCAGUGACCCCUGCUCCUGAUGUUUUUCUUCUGCAAGGCUGAAAUUCUAGGCAAAUUGCACACGAGUGAGCACCCGCUACCCCCCACCCCCCAGCCCCCGUUCCACCCGCAGACAUAAACUGUCUGAGCCAAGUGGCUUAGGGAAUCCAGGUAUGCCUCUGGUCAGUUCCACACAGCCACGCUGCCGUGCCACUGCAGAGCGGUGAGUCGUGGAGAUGACCCAUCUCCACGGUGAGAAGAGCUCACCUUCUCCUGAGCGAAGAAAAGCUGGCAGCCUCCAGCUUCGUAAGUCUGAGCUGUGUCGUCAACCACAGAACAAAGCUGCAAACUUUAGGAGGUGUCUAAGGACUUGGAGAAAACAGGUUUACGAAGAUAAAAGGCCACGCAAAGUAAAGGUGGCUGCCCCCAAGAAAGACACAGGAAUUAGCAGGUCUUGAAAGUUUUGGUACUGUGCUUAUAUGUGGAGUUACUUUGACUUUCUAUCAGAAAAGUCCAGUUUUUUUUCCUAGGAUAUCAGUAAAAUUAUCUUGGUUUAUUAUUGUGAUUCAUGUUAUGGCUGAGGAAUAAAAGCUUUUAUAAUUAUUUUUCACAUCAAUAAUAACUAGCAAUAAAAACUAGACAUCUCUAUACACAGUAUAUUGACUCUCCAUCCAAUAUGCUCAUAAAAUCCUGGAUACUCAGUAUAUGGACUGUCCUGGAAUUCACUAUGUAACUAUGUAGACUAGGCUGGCCUCAAACUCACAGAGAUCCACCUGCCUCUCUGCCUCCAGGUGUAGUAAGUUUAAAGGCGUGAGCCACCAUGACCAGCAAAAUCCCCAAUUCUUAGCUAAGGGUGUCUUAGCUAAAGGCCACUGACCUUAGGGAGGAAGUUAGGAGAUGAGGCCAUGGUAGAGCAUCAUUAUUGCCACGCUGACAGACAAACAGCACAGCCCUGCCUCCCUCACCCCUUCUCUUCCCAUCCGCACCUCCUUUUAGACUCAUGCACCAUCAUGAUCAUCAAAAGGAAAAAUGUCAGAAAAGGGCGUGCGUACCAAGCUGGGUUGGACAAGGCAGGCAGUUGUCUCGGUGUUGCUGAGAUGGGAUGCUAUUCAGGGAUGGGGAUUCUAGCUCUAGGCAACAGAGUCAUUCAACAGCACUGUUCCAGUCCCUGUGCCUGGACUUCGUUUAUGCCUCCAAGCACUCUUGCAGGACUCAUGUUCUCAGGAGUUCAAAGUGUGGGUGAGGCUUGCCAUAGCUGGAGGAUCAGAAAAUUGGGGUUUGGGAAUGAAUCUCAGUUGAUGUCAUGCUUCUAUAGCAUACCCAGAGCCCCGGGUUUGACCCCCAUCGCCACAUCUACUGGGCAUAGUGGUCCACCGCAAUAAUGCACACUCUGGGGCAGAAGUAGAAGGGUCAGAAGUUCAAGGUUAUUCUCUGCUAUAGACCAAGUCUGAGGCCAGCUGGUAUACACAGAUUCUAUUGCAAGAGUUAAGGGUGUGAAUUUGUUUUUACAAGUCGUGCUUACUGACUGAGCAUCCACUUUGUGUUGGCGCGGCAGCCAAGAAGCCAGGAGAAACUCGUGAAAAACCAAACCAAGAAAAGAGCAGAUACAGCUCUGCUCUCAGAUCGCUUCCAGUCUGGUGGGGAAAUAGACACUGGUGACUUUUCUCAGAUUCCUUUGAGGGAUCCUAGAGAAGUCGAGUCAGGCUGUUGCCUUGGGUGACCAUAGAGGGCGCUGUUCGCAAGAUCACUCAGGCUACUAAUAUUGACAGGGACCUGAAGGAGCGUUCCUAGUCACUAGAAAAGGAAGAGAGGAGAGCACACACAGGGAGAAGCCUGGUGAAGCUGUGUAGAAGGCAGCAGAAGAGACACCGUGUGCGCUGAGGAAAUUGUCUUUCCCAUCUGCUACUCCUUUAAAGGGAAGGUCCCUAAUUUUCUUCCUGUGAGACAAUCCCACUCUGUUUUUGUAUUUGGGAAUGGCUGAAAUAUGGGAAACCCACGGAGGGGCGCGGGGCCUGUGGCCACCAGCCCCUUGCCUGGACUCCUGGCCAGCCAGGAUAUGUUCCUAAUAGUUUCUGGUUGCUGUCUAGAUGGUCGCCUUUGAUCUUUCUCUAUCUUAUCAAGGGUGACCGAGAGACUGAUCUGGGCGCAGUGGGCUGGAGCCGGUCUCCUGUUUUGCUGUCUCCUCCUUAGAUGAUCUGUUGGGAAGGCAGCCUGGCUCUGAGAAGACAUGAAAGUAAUCCAGUGUUCAGUUUGCCAGGGGUUUGGGCUUUGUGUGAAAACACUGGGAAGACAGAAGAAUGUUUCAUUUUUAUCUUUUUGGAAGAAAGUCACUUUAUCCUAGUGAACUCAGGAAUAGUAACUUUACAUGGUUUAAGGAGGCACUCUAUUUUCCCAGACCCCAGUUCUACACCAUCUUGAUGCUGUGACUAAUUAACUUCUAGCUUUGGACCCUAUUCUCUCGUCAGUGAUUACAUUUCUGAGACGAAAUAACUUGGUGGUUAGGUCCGAUUUUCCAUUUCUUCAAUGUGAACUUUAAAAAGUUACUCUCUUAUUGCCUUCCCACAGUGCCACUGAAAUCCUCCUUUCCACCAAGUACUUCUCCAACUAUGUGAGUGUUGUAUAUGUGUGUCAUAUGUGUGUGUAUUGUAUGUGGUUAUAUGUAUGUAUGUGCAUGUUGUAUGUGUGUGUAUUAAAUGUGUGUAUUGAAUGUGUGUGUGGUGUAUGUGUGUAUUGUAUGUAUGUGUGUAUUGUAUGUAUGUGUGUAUUGUAUGUAUGUGUGUAUUGUAUGUAUGCAUUGUGUUAUGUGUAUAUGUGUGUAUUGUAUGUGUGUGUAUUACAGGUGAGUUGUAUGUGUAUGUAUUGUAUAUGUGUAUUGUAUGUAUGUGUAUAUUGUAUGUGUGUAUUGUAUGUAUGCAUUGUGUUAUGUGUAUAUGUGUGUGUAUUGUAUGUGUGUAUUACAGGGAGUUGUAUGUGUAUGUAUUGUAUAUGUGUGUUGUAUGUGUGUAUAUUGUAUGUAUGCAUGUGUGUUGUGUGUCUACUGUAUGUGUGUGUGUUGUGUGUGUGUACUGUAUAUGUGUGUGUGUGUGCAUGUGUCAUAUGUUUGACUCGUUGAGUUCCAUUAGAGUCAUUUGCAUGAGCAUAGCGGUGAACUUGGUUAGACUAAUUCAUUUGCAAUCUGACAUGGCCUCAGCACCUCUCUGAAACCAUCACUGACCAUCACUCAAAAAUUAUCUUAGCUCAUAAAAGCAAGGAUUGCCAUGCUGCUGCUUCCUGAGGCUCCUGAUGGGGACAUCAGCUUCUGAGGUCUCCCUCCACUUCAGAGAUGGUGCUGGCCAGUGGGUGGCUCUCUAGCCACAUUGGCUCUAAUGGCUGUGAUGCAGGCCGUGGGACCUGGCUGCUGGGUGCUAGCGGAGAUGCGGGCUGGAGGAGGCAGAGCAGUGGGGUCUGGCCUGAGGUCUGCUCUCACACGAAGCCUCUUUCAGCAUAAGGACCGUGUGGGGAGUACGGCUUUGGCUCCCGUGGGCCUGUCAAGUGAGUGGUGACUCAGCGAUUAGAAAUUCAGGAUUCUGUGGGAGUGUUUUAAAGAAGAGCGACUCGUGACCUGCUAGGCCAAGACCCAGAAGGCAUACUGGGGUGUAGCGACCUUGCUGGUACAAUGGAAGCCAAGUGACCAGAACACUGUGAUCCAGCCGUCCCUCCUCCCUCCACCCUGAGCCUCCAGUGGGUUAUGUGGGUGGGCCACCUACAGAGAAUUCAAAAUAUUGUUGAAAAGGCUUUUGGAUUAUGGGGGGGGGGUGGGUUUUUUUGUUUUGUUUUGUAGAAUACUUUAUUAGUUGUUAUAAUCCCACACAGAUAAGACUUUCUGAUUUAAUUCUGUUACCUCUGUACAGCUAGAAAAAAUGUAAGUUCACCACUUUUAAUAAAGCCGUUCGUUCCUGUACCUGCGAACUCAACAUGGCAAACUUGUUUUCAAAAGUUGGCAUCAGAGCUAGUUUCCAAAAGUUCAAUAUAUAUAUGUUUAUAUCUAAUGUAUGUUUGCAUUAAGAGACCUGUAACGGCAGUUAUAGAAACAUCCAGAACACGUCACUGAAGAAAAACAUAGGUCACACCUCAUGGUGCAGGUGGGCAGAGGACACACGAAGGCCUGCCUGCCUGCAGCAGGAGCCAUUACAGUGUGCAAGUGUGGUGAACAGACGGAAGAGGAAAAAGCAGGUCAGUUUGAACACUGUGGACGGCAAUGGGACUGGAGACCUGAAGGGGAGAGGAAGAGAGGAAGAACCUAUUGUGGACCCCAGACCCUCGUCGACUGUCCUGCGGGUCGGGGCACCAUUCCUAGGCUGGUGGUCUUGGGUUCUAUAAGAAAGCAAGCUGAGCAAGCCAGGGGAAGCAAGCCAGUAAUAUCUCUCCAUGGCCUCUGCAUCAGCUCCUGCUUCCUGACCUGCGUGAGCUCCAGUCCUGACUUCCUUUGGUGAUGAACAGCAAUGUGGAAGUGUAAGCUGAAUAAACCCUUUCCUCCCCAA